UUACAGCUUUCAAACAUGUUUAUCUUUAACAAUAUUUUUCUCUUUCAAAAGAGUACUGGGGUCAAUACUACUUGUCAACUGUGCGGACAGUCCCCAGUCCCUAAGAAGGCAGCUGGACGUGGGAAGGAUAAGAGUCCUACAGGGCCCCCAGCCUCCAAGGCUGCAAAGCCAGGAAGGGAUGCCUCCACUCAGACUCAAGGUUUACGGAUUAAUCCAGUCCCAAUUGGCCCUGGAAUAACAACAACCUGUCAGAAUGGUUUGUUUCGGAUACCAGUUUUACCUGCAUCAAACAACGCUCACAAUAAAGCUACUACAAACAUUGUGACUCAGCCCAGUAUAGAACAGUUGGCAAUAUACAACCCUACCCACAAUACAACACAGAAGCAGUUGAUGCGACCCAGAAAAUUAAAACCAAUAUCUCGGCCUCGACCUGGUGCAGCCGGAAGUCUGGUUCAGAGAACAAUUUUACCUAAAAAUUCUGAAUACAUUACAAUCAUUCCAAUGAUGCCUGGAACUCAGAUUCCGAAUCCGUCCCCAGAGAAAACUACGGAAACCAUCGUGGGACAUCCCAUAAAUGGUAUACAGAAACAUCCAAUCUCUGUCAUGUCCUCGUCACCGGGUGUGAACGUCACUGUCAGAAAUCCAUUGCUUUUAGGUUCGCCAUCAAUCACAUCUUCUCCGCCCGCGAAUACGUCGGGACUAAUGGAGAUGUCGUUGUCACCAGAGGGCGACCAAACAUUACUGAGAAUACCUGCAUCACAUCUGGGCUCUAUGUCACAAGAAACUUUGAAAGCAGCUGGUCUUUCAGCUAUUCCUGGUACCCCCAUCUCAACUAAUGAAGACUCGUACAGUUCCCUAGCAACAUCAACUCCGGUUGCUAAUGUCAAGGGGUCACUAAGUCCACCAAAUCUUUCCAGUUUGUUAGAUAUUUCAUUACCUACAGGUGAGAUAGAAUCUGAAACAACGUUUAGUGGAUUGCUUGAAGAAAACAAGACUUUGACCCUUGACCCUGGUUUGACGACACCACCCAUCCGUGCCAUCACAGACAACCAGUCACAGAAAAGGCUGCACAGUCCCCCAGUUCAAUCCCUGUUCCAGACUUCACCGACACCUGAACAACAGUGGGAUGUACAGGAUUUAUCAUUGUCCAGUUUUCUCGAUACACCGUCCAGACCAGCGACGUCCAGUUCCAAUUCCAUUUUCAAUCCACACAUGCCUAUGUCCCUGUUUAAUGAGAAUUCCAGAGAUUUUCAGUCACAUAGACUGGAUGUAAGUAAUUACAAUAUUGCACAUUUGUAAUGCCACUUUUCA
Molecule: messenger RNA, 1311 nt
Organism: Ruditapes philippinarum (Manila clam)
Lineage: Eukaryota; Metazoa; Mollusca; Bivalvia; Venerida; Veneridae
Exons: 7
Coding region: 16-1299 (427 amino acids)
Source: RefSeq, a predicted model, not a curated record